Pyrus x bretschneideri (Chinese white pear) is the source of this 2375-nucleotide messenger RNA. Its product is annotated as quinone oxidoreductase. Gene Ontology annotation, biological process: cellular response to oxidative stress. The record is from RefSeq and is a predicted model, not a curated record. NCBI's taxonomy places the organism in Eukaryota, Viridiplantae, Streptophyta, Magnoliopsida, Rosales, Rosaceae. Gene Ontology annotation, cellular component: cytoplasm; cytosol. Bases 1164 to 2141 code for a protein of 325 amino acids. The transcript is spliced from 5 exons. Gene Ontology annotation, molecular function: quinone reductase (NADPH) activity.
AAGAUAUUUAAAUCUAAUAGUGGUUACUCAACAUAUAAAUAAGAAACUCAAAGGAAAAAACAAAAAAACAAAAAACAAAUAAAUAAAUUGGAAAAGGAAAAAUCGGUACCACGCAACCGAUCCUUGCCCAGACCUAGUUAAAUCAUCGUUCAAUUUAUUUUCACCUAUACCUCAUCGUGAAGUUUUGAAAAGUAAGGUGAGACUUUUCAUUGAGAUUCUUGAAGGUAGAAUCCAUUUGAUAAUGUUUUGGACCUCAUUACUAUAAUUUUCACUUAUUUUUUCAGUUUUGGGCUUAAAUAUUAUAUUAAAUAUACAUUUGUUGCUCAAUGUAAUAAUAAAUAAAUAAAGAAUAUCCAUAUCUUUUUUUGAACAAAAGAAUAUCCAUAUCUAACAACAUUAGAUAAUGCCACUUAAUAUUACGGUCUAAUGAUUUCAUCUUUACUUGUAAGUGAGAGGUUUUAAGUUUGAUUCUCACCAAAAGCGAAUUUAAAUCACAUUAUUCCUAUCCCAGAGGAUAAACUCACCCUCUCUCCUUAAUAUUAAUAUCCUUUGUUAAGGAAAAAAAACCAACAUUAGAUAUUCAAUUUGUGUUGUUUGUAAUCAAAAUUUAUAGUUUUAAUGUGCUUAUAAUUACUAGUUUAUUUAACAUGAAAUGAGUAUUAAAAUCAUUACAAUUUAUGAUUUCAGGUACGUGUACGAGGAUUUGAAUCCUUGACGGAUCCCCUUCUUGGAGAUCUUAGGGAUCAACGCACACGGACCAUUGAUAAAAAAUCGUGUGGCCCCAAUUAAAUACUUUAUAUAUUUUUAAAAGUAAAAAAGUCUCGUUUUUCGUGAAAAAUAUAAAAAUGAAAAAAUUGUAAUUGCACGAUUUUUGAUCAACGGUCCGUAUUCCUUGAUCCUUAGGAUCCCCGGGAGGGGAUCCGGCGAGGAUCCAAAUCCCGUGUACGAGACAUAGACUAAAAAAAUAGGUAGUUUUAAUGAAAAGCCCACUGUAUUGUUUAUUUAACGAAAAAAUACAUUUUUACAUUAAAAAGUUAAAUAUGAUACUAUUCACUUUACCUUUUAUAUUGACAAGACUUAGGCCAAUUAUUAAGGGAUAAUUACCUAGAAAUCACACUUUUGACCGGAAAAUACCCAGAAAUCAAGCAGUAUUGCCAACAAGGAUGGUGAAAGCCAUUCGAGUUCAUGAACUUGGUGGUCCUCAGGUCUUGAAAUGGGAAGAUGUGGAAAUAGGAGAGCCGAAGGAGGGGGAGGUUUGUGUGAAGAACAAGGCGAUAGGGGUUAAUUUCAUCGAUGUAUACUUCCGCAAAGGACUUUAUUAUAAGGCUGAUACAAUGCCCUUCUCCCCAGGUAUGGAAUCUUGUGGAGUUGUGACAGCCUUAGGACCUGGAGUAACAGGCAGGCGAGUUGGAGAUCUGGUGGCCUAUGUUGGCACUCCGAUGGGGUCAUAUGCGGAAGAGCAGAUUCUUCCUGAAAACAAAGUGGUGCCCGUUCCUCCUUCAAUUGAUCCUAUUGUUGCAGCAUCCAUAUUGCUUAAGGGUAUGACAGCUCAGGUUCUACUACGCCAGUCUUUCAAGGUCGAACCAGGACACACAGUCCUUGUUCACGCAGCAGCUGGUGGAGUUGGAUCCCUUUUAUGCCAGUGGGCUAAUGCGCUUGGUGCAAUUGUCAUUGGAACUGUAUCAACUAAAGAGAAGACAGCUCAGGCCAAGGAUGAUGGAUGUCGCCAUGUCAUAGUGUACACGGAAGAGGAUUUUGUUGCUCGAGUGACAGUAAUAACAUCUGACAAUGGCGUUGAUGUUGUCUAUGAUUCUGUAGGGAAGGAUACCUUUCAGGGAUCAUUGGCAUGCUUGAAGACUCGUGGAUACAUGGUGAGUUUCGGACAAGCAUCAGGUGCAAUUGAUCCGGUCCCACUAUCAGCUCUUGCAGCAAAAUCACUCUUCCUGACCAGGCCGGCCCUGUUCCAGUACACUGCAGCUCGAGACAAAUUGUUAAAGGUUGCGGCAGAGGUCUUUGCUAAUGUUGCAUCAGGCGUAUUGCGCGUUCGAGUAAAUCACAAAUACGCAUUGUCUCACGCAGCACAAGCUCAUGCAGACCUCGAGAACAGGAAAACAUCUGGCUCGGUUGUGCUCAUACCCUAAAAUUUCUGCCUCAACUGCUGUUCUUCGUGAACAGAUUAAUAUGAGUUGGUUUGCAAAAUGCAAUGAUGUUAUCUCCAACUUUAGUGACAGACAGACUCGUUAAGCAAGCAAAAAAAGGCAAUUGUAUUUUUCGCAUUUCUGCUGAAAGGCAAAACUGUUUCUGUCAAACAGCUGGGUAUGUAUCACAUAACGUAUGUCUCUCUCAUCAUUUGAGUAUACACAUGGUUUUCUCAA